Corticium candelabrum is the source of this 2020-nucleotide messenger RNA. RefSeq names its product tyrosine-protein phosphatase non-receptor type 13-like. The coding region runs from base 23 to 1912 and encodes 629 amino acids. The transcript is spliced from 19 exons. Gene Ontology annotation, cellular component: plasma membrane. NCBI's taxonomy places the organism in Eukaryota, Metazoa, Porifera, Homoscleromorpha, Homosclerophorida, Plakinidae. The record is from RefSeq and is a predicted model, not a curated record. Gene Ontology annotation, molecular function: protein binding.
UUCUUUGCACGUGAUUUAAAGUAUGGAUGACACGCCUGCUCCUCAGACUGUUGAUAGAAGGCAGAUUGCGCGUGAUUUCAAGGCGAAGGUGAACAAUUUGAUAGACGAUGAACGUGACAGAGCGAUUGUAUUUGAAGUGCUCAAAGACUAUCAAACGACGCUUGCUGUUGACACGCUCGUCAAGUCGUUGAGAGAGAUUCUGUGCAUGCCCAAACGGUUGGAGCUAUUCAAGCAUAUUAGAGCUUUGCUGCCACCUAAACAUCACAAGCUUUAUGAUGAUUUGUGUCCUGUUGUUCCGAGUGGUGAUAUUCGAACGGUCAAACUUCAUCGCGUUGGUGACAAACCUCUCGGCUUUACAAUUCGCGGCGGACGAGAAUACAACACGGGCGUCUUUAUCUCAUCAGUUACUCCAAACUCCAAAGCGACUAAAGCCAACAUGAAAGUUGGAGAUUGUGUGGUUCGCAUCAAUGGUUACAACAUAUCUGAGUUGACACACAACGAAGUUGUGCAAUUUUUGAAAACGAAGAAAUCACUUGCUCUAAAACUGAAAUCGGAAGGCUUAUUGCCAGAAAAGAAGUCUUCACAAGACCCAAUAGAGUGGACAGUAGUCGAAAAGGAAGAAGUUCCGGUUGAGAAGAGAACUCGAUCAGAGUCUGUUGUUGCAGAACUCGGAUCACGAGAUCCAACAGCUGUAAAUGAGAGUGAAAAGAGAAUUGUUGUACACAAUAUGGAGAAUACUCCACUGGGUUGCACAAUUCGAGGUGGCAUUGAACACGACAUGGGAAUAUUUGUAGCUGACGUGAAUGAGGACUCAAUGGCUGAUGCAGUUGGACUGCAAUCUGGCGAUCAAAUACUUUCUGUAAAUGGCAUCAGUUUUCUAAACAUAUCUCACGCAGAAGCAAUCAAGGUCAUAAGGUCCAGCUCAUCAUUGAUUUUCAAUGUGAAAUCUGCAAACGUCAACACGUUUGUGAAGCCUUUAGAACCUCUUGAGCCAGAAAUUUCCAAUCCCAACAUCACGUUUAAAGCAGUAAGCGUCACUGACGACACUGAAAUUCCACCAUCACCAACAAUUGAGACAAAACCUGCAGCUCAAGUGCCGACUGUCUUCAAAGCAGCACCAGGACUAGCUCCAGCAUCAGUAUUUGUUGCUGAUGGGUUACCUGACACAAGAGGCAUGCGGAUUGUUGACGUGAGCGUGCGUGACAGUUUCUACUCGAUUGGUCUAGACGAUGAAAGCAGACAGCAAAGUCGAAGAACAUCAGAAGAUAACGUUCACUCAACAACAGUCGCUCCUUGGCCUACUGCCACUCCUGGUGCUGCUCUCUUUCCUGUUGCUGUACCAACAGAAAUUCCUGUCCCUGCUCCUCAGCUUCAACAGUUAGAAAACACAGGUGAGAUGGAUGGCAUAGAACAAAUUCUUGAGCCACCAGAUUUUCCAUUGGAAGAAGAGCCGGCGACUUCAGAAAACCAAAAGGAAAUUCAAAUUGUCAGUCCAAAAUCAAGUGGAGGGCAGGACACUGAAACGAAACAGUCUGGUGUGUUUGAAGUCAAACCUGAUAUAGUAGGAAACGAUUUGAAUAAGUUAGCACGUCAGAUUGGUGAUGAUGUCAUUCAAGGAGGACAAUUGAAAAAAGUGACAGUGAAGAAGGAUGGUCCACUUGGUAUCAGCAUUCAAGGAGGAAUGGACACUCGACAUGGUGGUUGUAUUCACAUCAAAUCCAUUGACAGCAGCGGAGCAAUUGCAAGACAAGGAUGUCUGCAUGUUGGAGAUAAAGUGUUAUUGGUUGAAAACAAGUCAAUGGUUGCCGUCACUCACAGUGAGGCUGUUGGAAUCCUCAAGAAAGCUGUGGAAAUGGAUAAAGACACAAUCAACAUGAUAGUUGCCAUGGAAACAGCAGACAAGAAAAACUAAAAUGACUAUUUGAGUUAAUUAAUUAAUUAAUUAAUACACAAAUGUUGUUAUUUGUAUCUUGGGAAUAUUGACCAUUAGGGGUGGCUGUCAAUGAUCCCACGCGUAUGA